Colletotrichum siamense is the source of this 1839-nucleotide messenger RNA. Its product is annotated as Protein ecdysoneless-like protein. Gene Ontology annotation, cellular component: nucleus. Bases 1 to 1839 code for a protein of 612 amino acids. The record is from RefSeq and is a predicted model, not a curated record. The transcript is spliced from 2 exons. NCBI's taxonomy places the organism in Eukaryota, Fungi, Ascomycota, Sordariomycetes, Glomerellales, Glomerellaceae.
AUGGCUGCACAUGCUCAAGAUGAACAAUCCAGUCUUGGCGCCACUCAAUAUCGACUGUCGGAGAAUCGCGUCGAGUAUUGCAUCUUUUUGAUCGAUUCGGAGGCCCAAGACUCGCGGGGGCAACUCUCGCGACUAGAGAAGUUGCGCAAAACAGCCCUUCUGCUAGGCACCCACUUGGCUGGUGACUACAUAUGGCAAAGAGAUUCACUAAAUCUCGAGGUCACUACCGAGCAAGGACUUGCUUUUCUGCGAGGAACAUCGGAUUAUGGCGACUCCGUUGAAGAUGAAUGGCUGAUAGUCUACAUCCUCAGGGAGCUAUCCAAGUCCGACCCGAAGGUAUGGAUUCGCAUCUCUGACAGCGACGGCGAGUUCCUCUUGGUAGAGGCGGCAAAUGUACUGCCAAAAUGGCUGAGUCCCGAGAACGAUCAACAUCGAGUUUGGAUUAACAAUGGCCGGCUUUGCAUCAUCCCUCUUGAUCAGAGUUCAACGGUCUCGGAUUCACAGCCACUCACUUUGGCAGAAGCUGUGAAGACCAUCAGAAAAGACUCAGAAGCUCUUGUGCAUUCGGAGUUCAUCGAGGCGGAAGCGUUCUAUCGGCUAGAAAAAUACCCCGGCCAGAUUUGGAAGUCGAUGCAUCACUCUCUAGUAAGGAUCCCUCGAAGACUGGCGCAUGUUCUCCAUCAGGCUCCUAGAGCUGUUGCACCGGCCGUGGAGUCAUUCUAUCUACGUGAUGCGUUGGAUUUGAGAGCCCUUCUGUCCAAGGCAGAUAAUCUUCGCUUCCCUCCACACGACAUGGUCACCUUGAGCGUAAAGUUGACCAAAGUUUUGUUUGCCCAACUUCGAUCUCAACGGUUUGAACCGCCUACACCGUGGUCAGAUGUGCUUGAAAAAGCACAAGGCAAUGAGUUGAGUUAUGUCGAAAUGGGGAUGAAGCUUGCCAGCGGGUUCGAGAUCAUGAUGAAUAACAUCAACACCACAAAAAGCCGCGAAGCCAGAGAGGCCAGUAUCGUUAUAGCGGAUCUCGAAGAGGAUGGGGAAUCAGUCCUUCCGACCGAUUACGAUAUCCAAAAUUGGAAAGAUUCAGAAAGAGAAGACGAUGAAUCUUGGCUGGACAUCAACUACGAGGACUUUGAACAGGAACUGCAAGGACGCCGUGAAAGUGGAAAAGGCCGUACCGGUUUUGGAGACCCAUCAACACAGGCAGACCUGCGCAAGAUCGUGUCACGAUUCGAGGCCUUUUUGAACGACGAGAGAGCAGGUCUUGACGGGGCCGAGAUUGAAGACAUGGACAUUAACGACGACGACGAUGACGACGACGACAGCGAGGAUGUCAGCGAUGAGGAAGACAAGGCAGUCAGCUUUGACGAGGCUGAGUUUUCUCGAAUGAUGAGGGAAAUGAUGGGACUAGCUCCAAACAACCAAGGUGAAGCUAGUCCGCCAGCAGGGACGCGAAAGCAUCGAGAAGGUUUCCCUGAGGAUCCCAGCGACGAAGAUCUGCGGGAGCUUGCCGCACAGUUGGAAGCCGAACUUACCGAACACGGGGCCCUCAGACUAGACGUCUCUGACAACAGCAAAGCCCCGGCGGUCAAAGGCAAAGACAGCCAUCCAGUCAAUGCGAACGGUCUUGGUACCGCUGUCAAACACAAUGGCAGUGACAAUGAAGACGACAAGGAAGCUGGGGAUGAAGAAAUCGAUAUUGACUACAACCUAGCCAAGAAUCUGCUGGAGAGCUUCAAGGGUCAGGCAGGCUUACCAGGUCCGGCUGGCAACAUCCUGGGCAUGAUGGGGAUGCAGCUCCCGCGCGACGAGGCCGACGGAGACACCAAAAGCAAAAAGUGA